AUGGCAUCUUCGACCAUCCAGAAUCCUCCGGCCCCGGCCGAAUCCAAGUCGGCUAGAAAGAAGAAGGCGAAGUCGGAGCGAACUGAAUCUCCUGCACCGGCUGUCUCGACUCCGGAGAGGGCUCACUCGGUCUCUGCCUCGGUCGCUGAGAACCAGGAGGACUCUUCCGAAAGCUCCUACAUCCGCGAGCUUCAAAACCCUUCGUUGACAGUCCUCUACAGGAACAUUCGCAAUGUUACCAAGAAGAUUAUCGACAACAUCAUCGCCGAGCACAGCGGCAAGUCCCUUGACGAACUCGUGUCUCUGAAGAUUAUCAACGCCGACCAGAAAGCCGCUCACCUUAAGAAACCGAUGCUUCAAGCCCAACUCUUCCAGCUCGAGGAGCAGUUGACUCAGCAGAAGAAGAUUGAUCAGGACUACAAGGCCCGCCUCGCCGAGCAGGAAAAGGCUCUGACGGAGAAGUUUGAGAAGGAGAAGGCGGAUAUUGUGGCCGAGCUGACUGAGAAGGCCGCCGCGGAUGCCCAGGCGGCGCUGCACAGCAACCUUCUUAUUCUGUCUCAAUUCCUUCGUCUGGCGGCAGCCCGCCGUGUAGAGGGCGCUGAUGCCACAUCGGAUGAGAACCAGGCGCUUGAGGGCGUCCUCCUCGGCGUUUACUCUGGCGACGAGAAAGGUGUCGCGACCAUGUUGAAGCUAGUGCAGGGUUCGGAUGAGCAGACACGCAGUACUGCUGGUGAACUGCUGCAAACAACCUUUGCCCAAGUCAAGCAGGCCGCCAUUGACCACGCUGCGCCUGCCGUGCAGCCCGCUGAGGCCGAGACCGAGGCUGUUGAGUCCAAGGAGCAGGUUGAGACGGACCCGACCGUCGCCAACGCAGGCCUGACCGAGGUAGAGGAGGGCUCUGCCACGGCACUGACCAACGGCCACGUGCAGCAGCAAGAGGCUUCCUCAAGCAGCGCCGCGCCCAGCAAUGCCGACGUGGCCGACAACGCCGCCAACGCUGCCGGCGAAAGCCAGUGGGACAUGCCUUCUGCUUCUGCCACCAACGACAUGUCGGCGUCCCAGGAGUGGGUCGACGUCAAGAUCCCCCGCGAGCCGAGCGAGACUGAGACCGGCCUGGCAGCCACCCCCGCUGCGCCCAGUGCACCGGCCAAUGCCCAGUCCUGGGCCGACGACCAUCCCGAGCCCGAGGCGGCGGCUCCGGCGCCGGCCGUUCCGGCUGCUGACGACGGGUUCCAGUCCGUGCAGGGCCGCAAUCGUGGUGGCAACCGCGAGGGCGGCGGCUGGCGCGGUCGUGGCGGCUACCGUGGCCGUGGAGGAUACCGUGGUGAUGGUCGCGGCCGGGGCCGUGGUGGCGGUGAUGGUCACCGUGGAGGCAUGCCCUCGCGCCCGCGCCGUGGAGGCGAUCACCGUGGCGGCGGCGAUAAGCAGUAA
This is a messenger RNA of Canariomyces notabilis, 1431 nucleotides long. RefSeq lists its product as uncharacterized. The transcript is spliced from 4 exons. The record is from RefSeq and is a predicted model, not a curated record. The coding region runs from base 1 to 1431 and encodes 476 amino acids. Lineage: Eukaryota; Fungi; Ascomycota; Sordariomycetes; Sordariales; Chaetomiaceae.